This is a messenger RNA of Eucalyptus grandis, 2881 nucleotides long. Its product is annotated as pentatricopeptide repeat-containing protein At2g37310. Gene Ontology annotation, biological process: RNA modification. NCBI's taxonomy places the organism in Eukaryota, Viridiplantae, Streptophyta, Magnoliopsida, Myrtales, Myrtaceae. The record is from RefSeq and is a predicted model, not a curated record. Gene Ontology annotation, molecular function: protein binding; RNA binding.
GAGCGCGCAAAACUGCUCUGCGGGUCAGUGAUAUCGUCAAGCAGGAUGCAUCAACUGACCGUUGAGAAAUCGAAUGAGAAAAAGAUAACCAAUGAAUGAAGAUCACAAAGGCCCUGAGCGGCAUCGCAUCAAACGCCGUCGACGGCCACAUUCAACAGGCCCUGCGAAGCCUCCACCCGGCCGGAGCGCGGCGGCUCGACGGCGGCGCUUUCGGCCGCCUGCUCCAGUACUGCACCGACCACCAGCUGCCCCGCCAGGCCAGGCAGCUCCACGCCCGCAUAGUCUUGUCUUCCGUCGUUCCCGACAACUUCCUCGCCUCCAAACUCAUCACCUUCUACGCCAAGUCGAACCGCCUCCGCGAAGCCCGCAGGGUGUUCGACGAAAUCCCCCAGAAGAACAUCUUCUCUUGGAACGCUCUGCUCAUCGGGUACGCGCUCCAGAGCAGAUUCGCCAACGCCCUGAGGCUGUUUUCGUCGUUGGUGUUCUCUUGCUCGGGGGACGCCAGGCCCGAUUUCUACACCGUAUCGUGUAUUUUGAAGGUACUGUCGUCCUCGUUUUGUGAUCCCAAGUUGGCCAGGAAAGUGCACUGCUUUGUCCUGAGAAACGGGUUCGACUCUGAUAUCUUCGUGGCGAAUGCGUUGGUUACAUUUUACGCGAGGUGUGAUGAAGCGGGCUUGGCGAGAAUUGUGUUUGAUAGGAUGCCUGAGAGAGAUAUCGUGUCGUGGAACUCCAUGAUUGCUGGGUACUCUCAGUGUGGGUACUAUAGGGAAUGUAAAGAACUGUACAGGGAGAUGCUGGAAUCGGGAUUGAGACCCAAUGGAGUAACAGUUGUUAGUGUAUUGCAGGCCUGUGGCCAGUCUCAGGAUCUGAUUUUUGGCAUGGACGUGCAUAAGCUUGUGAUAGACUGCCAAGUUCAGGUUGAUAUUUCUCUUUAUAAUGCACUAAUUGGGUGCUAUGCAAAAUGUGGAAGCCUAGAUUAUGCAAGGGAGUUGUUUGAGGAGAUGGAUGAGAAGGAUGAAGUCACGUACGGGGCAAUUGUUUCGGGAUACAUGGUUCAUGGUUUUGUUGACAAAGCAAUGGGAAUUUUCCAGGGGAUGAAAUGCCCUGGUUUGAGUACAUGGAAUGCUGUGAUUUCAGGUUUAGUUCAGAACAACCAUCACGGGGAGGUUUUGGAUUUGUUUCGAGAAAUGCUGGACUCCGGUACCAGACCCAAUACUGUGACACUUUCGAGCAUCCUUCCUACUUGUUCAUUUUUUUCGUACUUGAAGGGAGGAAAAGAAAUACAUGCUUUUCAGUUAAGAAGUUAUGAUCAGAAUAUUUAUGUUAGUACUGCCAUUAUUGACACCUAUGCAAAGUCGGGGUUCAUUAGUGGGGCACAACAGGUGUUUGAUCAUCUGAAAGGUAGGAGCUUGAUUGUGUGGACAGCUAUAAUAUCGGCUUAUGCAGCUCAUGGAGAUGCUAUAACGGCUCUCGGCCUGUUUGAUAACAUGCAGACUCGUGGGAUCCAACCUGAUCCAGUGACAAUUACAGCAGUUUUAUCAGCAUGUUCCCAUAAUGGGCUUGUAGAUGUAGCAUGGAAAAUUUUCAAUGAAAUGUUGCCAAACUAUGGCAUUGAGCCCUUGGUUGAGCACUAUGCUUGCAUGGUUGGUGUUCUAAGCCGAGCAAAAAGGCUAUCUGAAGCAGCAGAAUUUAUUCGCAUGAUGCCUAUUCAGCCAAGUGCCAAGGUUUGGGGCGCAUUGCUUAAUGGGGCUUCUGUAUCUGGUGAUGUUGAGCUUGGAAAGUUUGCUUGUGAUCAUUUAUUUGAGAUUGAGCCUGAGAACACUGGGAAUUAUGUUAUCAUGGCAAAUUUAUAUUCACAAGCUGGGAGAUGGGAAGAAGCGGAUAGAGUUAGGGGGAAGAUGAAGAACAUAGGGUUGAAGAAGAUUGCAGGCAAUAGCUGGAUAGAAAUGGACGGAGGUUUAAAGAGUUUCAUUGCAAGAGAUGCAUCAAGUGAUAAACAUGAAGAGAUUUACGAAGUUUUGGAAGGACUGCUUGGGCCAUUGAGAGAAGAAGGGUAUGUUUACAAAGAAGAGAUGGAUGAGGAGUCUCUUCACGUAUGAAGCUUUGGGAGAAAAUUAAAAGCUACUUGCAAAUUCAACAGCGAAUGGGGACAAAAUUAAUGGUGAGAAAUGCAUUGUGACUAACAUCAUUUCCUUCCAUUGAUUUUUAUGCUAUUGAUGAAAAGUCACUGGGUUCCAAGCACGUGAAGCUUUAUAUUUUGAAGGGGACUGAUAUCAAUCAGCAUGAGAGGCAGAUCGAAUUGAGUCUGAGCUGUUCCAUCCGGAGGAAACUAUCGAGGCUAGUCAAAGCUCCAUAAUGAUUGAGUAACUUUUGGAAUUUAGAUCCAUAACGAAAUUUCUUAAGCCUGGGCGAUGCUGGGAUAUGUAUACUGCUUUCCUUCAUGCUGCAAACAACGCGGCGACCACUGCCUUCUUUAACACCUGCAGUAUAAGGAUCUCUGAUUACUGAAGAACAGGAUGCUUAAAUUGGUUGACUGACAUGGGUCAUAUUCUGGAAAAAGAGGAAACCUUGGAUUAAGAAUUUUUGCAUACAAACUUCGAGUGAUUAAUUUAGUUGAAAAUAGCAACUUAGCUGAUCCACUUCCCUUUAUUUAAAUGAAGCUGGCCCUUAUCAUCAACAGCGAGCAUAAUGAUUGUAUCCUCUGCUGCUGGGGUUUAAUUCACUUCAGAAUCUUUCGGUACUGGUUUUGCCUUUUUCCAUCUGCUUUAGUCUGAAAAGGUGAACUUGCCCAUGAAGCAUCCAAGUACUCUAAUUGAUGGGCUAAAAACGUACUGUGCUCUUUUUGAUGUUUAUCAUUACCUUUUGACUGGUCGGCACUAAA